AUGUAUGUAUAUCUAGAUAUCUAUACGGCACAAACUACUGCCCAUCCCAGAGUUCGUGAGGAGGGGAGCGGCGGAACUAAACUUGGUGUCCCGCCGAACAUCCCACCAGCUAAAUCCCGCCAAACUCGUAUUGAUAUUGACGUCACAAGCCUGGCAGCAACUUCCACCCUCUGCCGCGGCGAGCUCGGGUGGGCCGAAACCCUCUUCCCGGACCCACCGCAUUCCCCUCCCACCACCACCAAUACCACCACUACAACAACCCUCAACCGCAUCCCCGGCCACGACAUAAGCGGCAUAGUCCUCUCCACGCCCCAGACCGACUCGCGCAGCGUCACGGGCCCCAAAUUCAAAGUCGGCGACGAGGUCAUUGGCCUGCUGGCGUUUGCGCGCGAUGGCGGCGCCGCGGACGUCGCGGUGGCGGUGGAGGGGGAGCUGGCGUUUAAGCCGCGCAAUGUGAGUGCGGGGCAGGCAGCGUGUGUGCCGCUGAGCGCGUUGACGGCGUGGCAGGCGCUGUUUGAGCAGGCGGGGGUUAGAGGGUGGGUUAGGUAUAGUGAUGAGAGUGAAGGGGCGGAGGAGGGCGAGAAAGAGAAAGAGAAAGACGGGGUGCGGAGGGUUCUGGUGCUGAAUGCCAGUGGUGGGGUGGGGGUGAUGAUUUGCCAGAUGUUGAGGGCGAAGAUGCUCUUUGGGGAGGAGGCGCGGGGCGGGCGGUUUUGGGUAUGCGGGGUGUGUUCUGGGAGGAAUGCUGGGUUUGUCAGGGAUGAGUUGGGGGUUGAUGAGGUGGUGGAUUACACGCAGGAGAAGGAAGGGCUCGCCGAGGCGUUUCGGAAACGCGCCUGGGAGCCUGUGGAUCUUGUGCUGGACUGUAUUGGGGGCCAGACACUGCGGCAGGCGUAUGAUCCCGCUGUUGUCAGGGAUGGCGGGAUUAUUAUUAGUGUUGCGCAGCCUGUUCCUGAGCAGGAGCCCGAGUGGGCGGGGGUCAGGGAUGCGAUUGCGCAGAGGGGGCUGAGGAGUCGGUUUUUCAUUGUUCGGCCGGUCGGGGAGCAGUUGGAGAAGAUUUCGUUGCUGGUGGAGAAGGGGGAGUUGAAGGCGUUUGUGGAGAAGGAGAUGGAGCUGUAUCAGGGGCGAGAGGCGAUGGAGUUGGUGGAGAGCAGGAGAUCGAGGGGUAAAGUGGUUUUGAGGGUCAAUUGUUACGAUAGGUAG
Blastomyces dermatitidis ER-3 is the source of this 1200-nucleotide messenger RNA. Its product is annotated as zinc-binding oxidoreductase. NCBI's taxonomy places the organism in Eukaryota, Fungi, Ascomycota, Eurotiomycetes, Onygenales, Ajellomycetaceae. The record is from RefSeq and is a predicted model, not a curated record. Gene Ontology annotation, molecular function: oxidoreductase activity. The coding region runs from base 1 to 1200 and encodes 399 amino acids. The transcript is spliced from 3 exons.